AUGAAACUCUGGAUUAUUCUGCUGGCUGUUGCAGUCAGCACAGAAGAAAUACAAAGACAGAACAGUUGCAAUGAAAGGUUUCCUGGGAUCCCUGGGAACCCUGGACACAACGGCAUACCAGGACGUGACGGACGCGAUGGACCAAAGGGUGAAAAAGGAGACACAGGUAUCACAUGUGUUGUCAUCACGAGAACCCCAUGAGCAAGUUAUACAAAAUAUGCCGAGGUAGAGGAGAGCAGAGCCACUGAUUCACUGUAACAAUUGAGUUUACGGUGAUCUUCAAGGCUACUUUGGGUGUGAGGUUAAUGUUUGUGUCUGCAACCAAUGCUGAUGGGUUGUCAGGAGUUGUGGCUGUGCAGUACUAUGCGUAGUGCAACUAUGUGGUUGGGAGUUAAUGAAUGGAAGUUUUAUCCCCUUCCCCGAUGAGAGCCUGCUGUAAGCCCUUCUCAGGUGAGAGAUGGGAAAGCAGUAUUUGGUGGUCCAGAUUCCAGUGAGUGUGGUGCAUUAGUGUUUCAGAGAUGGGAUGAGUCUCUAAUAUGUAUAUACCUGGCAGUGAUCCUUUGUAUGGGAGUUAUAAUGUUGCUGAGUGUGAGUGGUUGGCUAAUGAAUGGUUGGUUGAUAGAGAUAACGAAUGAGGUAGGACUUCCAGUUUUAAAAAGUGAAGCUAAUUACAGAAGACCAAAGUCACCCAGCCAUUAACUUAGAAUCGAUCAGUAAAAAAUAUGAACAGGUGAUAUAAUGCACCUACUCAAGAUGGCUGUACCUGUGCAAGCAAUAACCAGUGGUACUGCUUGCAGGAACAUUAUCUUGCACUGCCUUGGAUUUUGUGCAUUCCAGUUCUCCCUGAUGGAACAGAAUUGUGUGUUGUUGCAGGAUUUGAGGUCAUUUUUGCAGUCUAAAAGCAGAAAGCUUAAACAUCACCUUUUUUAGAAUGAAAUACUUAACAGAACUGACACUGCCUUUUUCUGUGGCUAGGUGAACCAGGACAUCCUGGAAAAUCAGGCACAGAUGGCAUAAAUGGAGAAAAGGGAGAUUCAGGUGAGAGCAAAAAGUGGUUUCGCUGAAAAACAUUUUAGCUUGUUACCUGUUCCUGAGGGGAUAUGGAUAAAUGCAGCUGAAUCUUCAUGGGUUAGGGAUGAGGUUCAGCUAAGAUUUUAAUGCAAACCUACCUAAUUGGGGGGGGGGGCAUUUAAUUUGCAGUAAUGUCAAGUGAAUUAAAAAGUGCCACUAUUGGAGGAUAGAGGUCACUGUCUCCCACUGUAUGUCUUAAGCACUUCACUGAGCACAUCAUAAUUAAAGUGUAGUCUGGAAUCCUCCCAUUUCCUAUAUGUUUGGAUAUAUAUAUAUCCCAAAUGACAGCUAAAUUGCAGCUCUGGAAAAUCUCUUUUCUCCCACAACACUUUCUCUCGUGCUCUGAAAAUUCCAAGGCCAUCCUUGACCUUCUCAUCUCCUAUCAGCGCAGUGUUAGCUAAUACAAGAAUGACGAAUGCCUUUUCCUGUUAUCUUGCACAUAUGCUCCUAACAACCUGAUACUAGAUAAUUAAACCAUUCUUUUAAAUAAAAGAAAUAUCUCUCUCUCUUUCUCCUUUGCUUUUAGGAGCUGAUGGCAGAGUUGAAGAGAAAGGGAACAAAGGAAAUAAAGGGUCAAGAGGCUGGCCUGGGAAAUUUGGCCCUAAGGGAAUUCCUGGUCCUGUGGGUGAUAAAGGUCAAAAGGGUGAGCUAGGACUGCAAGGACAAAAGGGGACAAAAGGGGACAUUGGGCCCAUUGGCCCAAAAGGACUUAAAGGUGAAAUUGGAGUCCAAGGCGAAAUAGGCUUAAGGGGUCCCAUUGGACCAAUUGGCCCCACUGGUCCAAAAGGAGAGGUGGGAGGUCCAGGUCCAAAGGGCAGUAGAGGAAUCCAGGGAGAAAGGGGAUGGAAGGGAGACAGGGGAGAAAAGGGAAAACUUGGUAGUACCCCAGUCAUCCCGAGAAGUGCCUUCAGUGUAGGUCUUACCACUAAGUUUCCUCCUCUCAACGUUCCCAUCAAAUUUGACAAAGUGAUGUAUAACGGCUUAAACCAUUAUAACACAGCCACUGGGGUAUUCACCUGCCAGAUUCCUGGUGUCUAUUACUUCACCUACCACAUCACUGUCUAUUCAAGGAAUGUUAAGGUAGCUCUGAUUAAAAAUGGGAACAGGAUGCUCCACACCGCAGACAGCUACCAGAGUGGUGAAGACCAGGCCUCAGGAGCGACCAUAUUGGAGCUGCAGAAAGGUGAUCAGAUCUGGCUGCAGACCCAUGGGACUUCUAAUGGUUUGUUUGCAGACCCUGAUGAUGACACGACCUUCACAGGCUUCCUUAUAUUUAGUACCUCAGAGACAGCAGCGCCUAUACCGCUUCUUAGUUUGUGA
Messenger RNA from Podarcis lilfordi (Lilford's wall lizard), 2391 nucleotides. NCBI's taxonomy places the organism in Eukaryota, Metazoa, Chordata, Lepidosauria, Squamata, Lacertidae. The record is from the annotation of a GenBank genome assembly.